GAUGCGCACUACGUGUCGCUCAAACUAGCUGUUGGUGAGUAGAGUUAGUUGAGAGCCGCGACGGCGAGCGCGAGUUUGUUGUCCGGCCAGUUCAUCUGGAUGUGUGCACACAGCAUUUGUUACAUACAAAAAAAAAACAGGUGCAUAUCCAUCCGCAGACUCGAGCCGUGUUUCUCCUUUCAUUAAAGUUCCUGCCAUUGGAACUCCUCAGUUGAGAUUCUUUUUUCGGUGACCGGCAAGUUCUUCUCCACCGCGACGAGACCAGGGAAGACAAAAUAAAGAUGGAGACGGUGUGGGCCAGAGACCCGGAGGAGGGUUUCAUCCUGGGCCACGUCAACGAGCUCAUGGACGACGCCGCCGAGAUCAUCCCUCUGAACUCCAAAUUUCCGAAAAGGGUCUGCUCCUACGACGACAUCUUCCAAACCGGCGAUCACAACAAGGAGUACGAUGAUAACUGUGAAAUGAUGUUCCUAAACGAGGCCACGCUAUUGAAUAACGUGCGAAAAAGAUAUUACAAGAAUAAAAUUUACUCGUAUGUAGCAAAUAUCCUGAUAGCAGUAAAUCCUUACAAAGAUAUUCCGGACAUGUAUACACCGCAGACAAUAAAGAAAUAUCAAGGGAAAUCAUUGGGUGAAUUGCCACCGCAUGUCUUCGCCAUUGCAGACAAAGCGUUCCGAGAUAUGCGAGUACUAAAGAAAUCGCAAUCGAUCAUCGUUUCCGGCGAGUCCGGAGCGGGAAAAACGGAAUCCACGAAGCACCUGCUUCGUUACCUGUGCGAUUCCUGGGGUGCCGACUCAGGUCCCAUCGAGCAGAAGAUAUUGGACGCGAAUCCGGUGCUAGAGGCAUUCGGCAACGCCAAAACCACGCGCAACAACAACAGCUCCAGGUUCGGAAAGUUCAUCGAGGUUCACUUCAACAACAAAUUCCAGGUGGUGGGAGGUCACAUCUCGCACUAUCUCUUGGAGAAGUCGAGGAUCUGCAGCCCGGCAGCAGACGAACGCAGCUAUCACGUUUUCUACAUGCUGAUGGCCGGAGCCCCGGAGCACAUCCGUCAAAGUCUGCAGCUCACGCAACCGGACAAUUUCAACUACUUGAAGUCUUCUUGCACCAAAUACUUUACGUCCGCUGCAACUGAAAAGAAACUGUCCGCAAUUCAGAAGAGCAAAGCGCAUUCGUCCAGCGGACCGCUGAAGGAUUCACUGUUAGACGAUGUCGAGGAUUUCAAUGAUUUGGACAAAGCUUUAGGCCGCUUAGGACUGAACGAUGUCGAGAAGAUGCAGAUAUACGGAAUGGUUGCUGCAGUUCUGCAUUUGGGAAAUGUCGAAUUCGAAGAGAAUCCGGAAGACACCAGAGGCGGAUGCAGGGUUUCCCAUGGCAAUGAAAAAGCUUUGGUCAUUGCCUCGAAAUUGUUGGGCAUAGAUUCCAGCGAACUGAGGCAGGCUUUAGUCUCGAGGGUCAUGCAGAGCAGCAGGGGAGGAAUGAAGGGUACCGUUAUUAUGGUUCCUUUGAAGAUUCACGAAGCUCGCAACGCCAGAGACGCUCUUGCCAAGGCCGUGUACAGCAAACUCUUCGAUUACAUUGUCAACAGAAUCAACCAAAGCAUUCCGUUCCAAGCAUCCAGCUAUUACAUUGGCGUCCUCGACAUAGCUGGCUUCGAAUUCUUCGCGGAGAAUAGUUUCGAGCAGUUCUGCAUCAAUUACUGCAACGAAAAGUUCCAGCAGUUCUUCAACGAAACCAUCCUUAAAUUCGAGCAAGAGUUGUACAAGAGAGAAGGUCUCAACGUUCCUGAAAUUAAAUUUGUCGAUAAUCAAGAUUGCAUCGAUUUGAUUGAAACCAAAAACAAGGGUAUCUUGAACUUGUUAGAUGAAGAGUCUAAACUGCCCAAACCGUACUACACACAUUUCACUUCCGAAGUUCAUAAUCAAUGGAAGAAUCAUUUCCGAUUAGCGUUCCCCAGAUCAUCGAGAUUGAAAGCCCACCGAAGUAUCAUCGAUGAGGAGGGUUUCUUGAUCAGACAUUUCGCUGGAGCCGUGUGCUAUCAAACGAAACAUUUUAUUGAGAAGAACAAUGACGCACUGCAUGCUUCAUUAGAAGGAAUAGUGCAAGAGUCAUCCAAUUCAUUGAUUCAGUCACUUUUCGCUAACGCCGAAACGCAAAAGGGAAAAUUGAGCUUCAUCAGCGUAGGCAGCAAAUUCAAAACUCAAUUAUCCGAAUUGAUGGAUAAAUUGCAGAACAAUGGAACCAACUUCAUAAGAUGCAUCAAGCCUAAUAACAAAAUGGUGGAUCAGCAAUUCGAUGGAGGUUUGAAUUUGAUGCAACUUAAGUGUUCCGGAAUGACCAGCGUCUUGGAACUCAUGGAACAUGGAUAUCCAAGCAGAACGCCGUUCGCCGAACUCUACGAAAUGUACAAAACAUAUCUGCCACCUGAACUGAGAUCGUUGAGGCCCAAAAUAUUUUCCGAGUGCAUGCUUCACAGUUUGAGAAUGAAACCCAAGGAUUACAGAUUCGGUAUAACAAGGGUCUUCUUCAGACCCGGGAAAUUCUCCGAGUUCGACCGCAUCAUGAAGAGCGAUCCGGAAAAUCUUAAAUCCGUUGUAUCGAACGUUAAAAAAUACCUGGUCAAGUCCAGAUGGAUUAAGUCACAAUUCGCUACUCUGACUGUUAUCAAACUGAAAAACAAAAUUGAGUAUCGUCGAAACGCACUGAUCGUCAUCCAGAAAACGGUUAAAGGUUAUUUGACGAAGAAGAAGCACUCGCCUCGGAUCAAAGGCAUUACCAAGAUCAAAGGUUUAGACUCUAAACUAAAGCAGCUGGAGAUGAUCUGCUCCCAAUUGAAGAAAGAUAAGGAGAGCAGUAUGAAGGAUAUCGGGGCUUUAAAUGAUGAAGUGAAAAGCGCAAUUGACAGGAUUAAGAGAGAUGAUAAAAUUGGUGCAGCCACCAUUGAUGGUUUAUGUGAGCAGUUACUGGAAAAAGUAAAUUGUCAAAUGAAUUCGCUUCAAAAGAAGGUGCAGGAACAGAAGAACGCCGAGGAGCAGGAAAGGUUACGCAAAAUCCAGGAGGAGAUGGAUCGCGAGAAGAAGAGGAAGGAAGAGGAAGAGAUGAAGGUACGCGAGGAGGAGGAAAAUAGAAAGAAGAAAGCUGAAAUGGAGAGCAGGCGUAAGAAGGAGGAAGAGCAACGGAAAUUACAGGAGGACACAGAUAAAAAGGCAGCUGCACUGUUGCAUGCCCAGCAGGAGAAAGAGGCUCUGGAUAACAGAAAGUACCAGGAACAAUUGGAACAGGAGAGGCAGGAUCACGAAUUGGCUUUGAGAUUGGCGCAGGAGAGCAACGAAAAACUAGAGGACAGUCCGCCAUUGCCGCGCAACGGAAGGAUUCUGGACCCGACGCGGCAAUCCCAAAAGCUCGUAAGAUCGGAUGCCAUUAAGAACCAGCAGGCAGCUCUGAGCAAGGGCAAAUAUGACCUUUCCAAGUGGAAGUAUUCGGAAUUGCGUGAUACUAUAAAUACGUCUUGUGAUAUUGAUCUGUUGGAGGCUUGCAGACAUGAGUUCCACCGCCGCUUGAAGGUUUACCACGCGUGGAAGGCAAAGAACCGCAAACGUACCACCAUGGACGAAAACGAGAGAGCGCCGAAAUCGGUGAUGGACGCGGCGCAGAAGAGUCCUCGCGAUCAACAAAAGUCUGUGCUCUCCGAAGGAGGACAAAGGUACUUCAAGAUACCUUUCCUCCGUCCGCCAACGAUCACUUCCAGCCAAGAUCAGGGCAAGAAGGGCUGGUGGUUCGCCCACUUCGACGGACAGUACGUCGCCCGUCAAAUGGAACUGUACAACGACAAACCAUCCGUGCUUUUAGUUGCUGGUAAGGAUGACAUGCAGAUGUGCGAACUAUCCUUGGCAGAGACCGGAUUGACUAGAAAAAGAGGUGCGGAAAUUUUGGAAGUAGAAUUCGAUAAGGAAUGGAACAAUCACGGCGGUAUGACAUACAUUCGCCCCGCCGACAGAAAGCAGUAGAGAAUCGCAUUUAUAUAAUAUUCUUAUGUAAUUCAGGAAACUGAAAACUAUACAAACACACACACACAAAAUGUUAUUAUAUAUUUUUUUUUCUUUUAUUUAAUAUGGGGGCUUUCAAUUCCACUUCAGGUUAUCAACAAAAAUUGAGUAUAAUAUCAAAAAAUAAAAAAAAUCUAAUGUUAAUUGCAAUGCACAGAGUAUAUGAUAUAUACAAUAUUUAUUAAAUGUUCAUUAAACUAUUUUCAUUUGUUCUUUUAGUUUACA
Messenger RNA from Nicrophorus vespilloides, 4271 nucleotides. It is a transcript of the gene jar, whose product is annotated as myosin heavy chain 95F. The record is from RefSeq and is a predicted model, not a curated record. Gene Ontology annotation, cellular component: myosin complex; cytoplasm; endocytic vesicle. Gene Ontology annotation, biological process: actin filament organization; vesicle transport along actin filament; endocytosis. Bases 282 to 4007 code for a protein of 1241 amino acids. The transcript is spliced from 17 exons. NCBI's taxonomy places the organism in Eukaryota, Metazoa, Arthropoda, Insecta, Coleoptera, Silphidae. Gene Ontology annotation, molecular function: microfilament motor activity; ATP binding; actin filament binding.